This is a messenger RNA of Miscanthus lutarioriparius, 294 nucleotides long. Lineage: Eukaryota; Viridiplantae; Streptophyta; Magnoliopsida; Poales; Poaceae. The record is from the annotation of a GenBank genome assembly.
AUGGCUCCUGGUGUAUUCUUGUUCGAUCUUGCUGGACAAGAAGGCCUGAGUGGCGACAACUCAGGCGACAGAAUUGGUCUGCCAUCGUGGAAGUUUAGGAUCGACGCCGACUUGCUUGACGACUCCACAGCUGGUGGCGGUUGCGGAAUAAGUGGUGGCACCAGCUCAUGUGCUCCCCCGGAUGCUAGGGGUAGAGAGCUGUACAGGAAACAUUCAACAGUUUGUUUCCAAGCUAUAUCAGAGACUUUAAUUCAUGUCUUUUAUUUGCAUCGAAGAAAACUCAUCCGAGGAUGA